This is a messenger RNA of Drosophila takahashii, 805 nucleotides long. RefSeq names its product guided entry of tail-anchored proteins factor 1. Gene Ontology annotation, biological process: tail-anchored membrane protein insertion into ER membrane. The record is from RefSeq and is a predicted model, not a curated record. Gene Ontology annotation, molecular function: protein-membrane adaptor activity. Lineage: Eukaryota; Metazoa; Arthropoda; Insecta; Diptera; Drosophilidae. Gene Ontology annotation, cellular component: GET complex.
CUCUCGCAUUUCUGUUUUUUUUUUAGAUUAACACGAUUAACCACAGACUGGCUGUAAAAUCCACCCAAUUGGACGCAAAACUGACUUAAAACCAUGACGCUGUUUGCCCUCAUCGCGCUGCUCAGCCUGCUGAACACAAUCCUGCCAGACUUUAUAAGGAACUACCUCAAGGUGUCCCGGCUGUGGGGCGCCAGGAAUUCCGGGGAGAUCCGGCAGCUGCAGACGGAGCUGGAGGCCGCCCGGGAGCAGGUGGAGGUGGUGCGCAAUGCGGAGCACUCGGGGGAGUAUGCCAGGACCAUCAAGAUCAUGCGCGCCGAGCGCAAAGUGGCGGAGGCGGAGGCCAAACUCAAAUCCGCCCGUGGAGUGGAGAACCUGAUGCGGAUGGGCAUCGACACGGCCGUGUUCUACGGCUCCAAGGUGCUGCUCUCGCUGAUCACGGUCAUUGUGAGCAUCCGGAAUCGCGGCACGCCCGUCAUGAUCCUCGACGAGGCCAUCAGCUUGGCCCCCUUCACCGGGCUCCUCAGCUUUCCCACCGGCGUGGCCAAUGCCAUUUCCGUGCCCGCCUGGGCCUUCUCCUGCAACCUGACCUUCCGCCUCAUCUACGGCCUGCUGAAGAACCGGCGGGCGUGAUGGAAUCCGCAGUCUGGUUGAAAUCCCUCCAUUUAGUUUUAGCUGUUAGAAGGCGCUCGAAACUAUGUGCUUUGUUAUGGUUUGCUAAGCUUCAUCACGCAUUAAAGUCUGUAUGUAAAGGCCCAAUUUUUUUGUAAACUAUGUAAACACAUCAAAAUAAAUGUAUUUUCACACA